CUCAUCUCACUACCAUUUUUUGUUUUGGUUUAUGUAGACGCUCUCUCUCUCUCUCUCAUUCUUCUUCUUCUUCGUCUAUCACGCACAUUAGGUUUGUAGAGAAAAUCUCAAUCGCUGCCUCUCCGCCAAAUCUCAAGUUCCGUUGCUUCUUCUUCGUCGGGUCGGGGGGCUGAGAAAGAGAGAGAGAGUCCUGCUGCUGCAAGUGAAAGCUGUUUGAAGCUUGAUUAGAUUUAACCAUUAAUAUGCCUCUCUUGGAUAUUCAACCACGAACUUUGAAGUUUCCAGUUGAUCUGAAGAAGCAGACUACCUGCAUGGUACAGCUUACCAAUACAACUGAUCGUUAUGUCGCGUUCAAGGUCAAAACUACAUCACCAAAGAAGUACUGUGUCCGUCCAAAUGUUGGCGUUGUUGCACCAAAUUCAUCCUGUGAAUUCUCUGUCAUUAUGCAAGCUUUCAAAGAACCACCUCCAGAUCUGGCUUGCAAAGAUAAAUUCUUAAUCCAGAGUACUGCUGUGCCUGCGGACACAACUGAUGAAGACAUCACAGCUAGCAUGUUCUCCAAAGCGGAAGGCAAACACAUAGAGGAAAACAAACUGAGAGUCACUCUCGUGAUGCCCUCCGACUCACCUGAACCAUCUCCAGUUAAGGGGACACUGAAGCAGGAAGCAGUAUUUGAAGAUUCCAUGCUCAAGGAUGGGUUAUAUGGUCAAUCAGAGACACUUCCUCCUCCACAAUAUGAGAGUGAGAUUGUAAAGGAGCCUAGGAUGGUUGGGCAUGAUGAGCUAAAGGCAUCCUAUGGUGCAAAGGAGUUGGUGCAACCAAAGGAUUUUAUUGAAGAUGUGAAUCCUGCUAAUGACUUAAAGCCAACACGUACUUUGGAUACUCCCACGAAUAUGGCCAUGGAGAAUCAAGGGUUUACUAAUGGAAUGACUUCAGCUAACGGUGUGACUUAUCCUGAUGAACCAAAGAUGCUUGAGAAAAGAGAUGGUCAGAAGAUCAAAGCAUCGGAUGAACUUAAGUUGGUUAAAGACAUUGAGGAGAUGAAGCUGAAGGUCAAUGCUCUUGAAUCGAAGCUAAAACAGGCUGAUUCAACCAUUUCGAAGCUAAUGGAGGAGCGGUCCAUAGGAUCCCAACAUAGAGAAAGCUUGCAACAAGAGCUGGCGGAAAUGAGGACGAAGAAGAUAGUGAAAGAAAAGCACAUUGGGUUUCCUCUGCUGUUUGUAUGCGUGGUGGCGUUCAUCAACAUUGUUCUCGGGUAUAGUCUGCGCACUUGACUGCUCGGUCUCUCUUCUCUCUAGGCCACACAUAUCUUUAAUAUCUCAUAGCAAGUGUGCAGUCAGAAAAUAAGGAUUCUUCUCGUUUUGAUUUGUUUUGUUUUGUGGGAAAGAGCAUGAUAUGAUGAUUUUCUCGAGGCACUUUAAAUAUGGAUUAAUAUAGACUCUUGUAUAGUUGGUUUGUUAGCUGACACAAAUGGACAUGUAAUAAUGAUGAUGAUGAUGAUAUGCUUUUGUUUCUUGGCUC
Molecule: messenger RNA, 1521 nt
Organism: Raphanus sativus (radish)
Lineage: Eukaryota; Viridiplantae; Streptophyta; Magnoliopsida; Brassicales; Brassicaceae
Product: vesicle-associated protein 2-2
Exons: 9
Coding region: 243-1274 (343 amino acids)
Biological process (GO): endoplasmic reticulum membrane organization
Cellular component (GO): plasma membrane; endoplasmic reticulum membrane
Source: RefSeq, a predicted model, not a curated record